Molecule: messenger RNA, 1047 nt
Organism: Saccharomycopsis crataegensis
Lineage: Eukaryota; Fungi; Ascomycota; Saccharomycetes; Ascoideales; Saccharomycopsidaceae
Gene: GLE2
Product: RNA export factor GLE2
Exons: 1
Coding region: 1-1047 (348 amino acids)
Biological process (GO): transcription-dependent tethering of RNA polymerase II gene DNA at nuclear periphery; RNA export from nucleus
Cellular component (GO): nuclear pore
Molecular function (GO): RNA binding; ubiquitin binding
Source: RefSeq, a predicted model, not a curated record
AUGUCAUUUGGAAGGACCGCGAGUUCGACAACCACACCACCAUUAAAUGAUAUUGACUUAGCCAAUCCUCCAGAAGAUACGGUCUCAGACUUGGCAUUCUCAUCACAGGGAGAGUUUUUGUCGGUAUCGUCAUGGGAUUCCAAAGUGAGAGUUUAUCAAAUCAUGGGUGAUGGUAGCUCGCAAGGCAAAGCGAUGUACGAACAUCAAGGACCAGUAUUGAGUACCAGAUGGACUGGUGAUGGUACUAAGAUUGUUAGCGGUGGGUGUGACAAGGCGGUUAAAUUGUACGAUGUUGCUUCUGGUCAGUCUACACAAAUAGGAGCCCAUAAUGAACCGGUUUCGGUGGUGAGGUUCGCGGAAUGUGGGAAUAGUAACACCCCGGUGAUUGUAAGUGGAUCAUGGGACAAGACGUUGAAAUAUUGGGAUAUGAGAAGUCCAAACCCUGUUUCUACUAUUGAAUUACCAGAGAGAUGUUAUGUGAUGGAUACUCGUAGAAAAUUGUUGGUUUGUGGUACCGCUGAAAAGAAAUUUGUGAUAAUAAAUUUGGAUAAUCCAACGGUUAAAUUUAAAGAAACUACAUCACCAUUGAAAUGGCAGACGAAGUCAAUAUCUUGUUUUGUUGAAGGAGAUGGGUAUGCUGUGGGGUCGAUUGAAGGAAGACUUUCGGUGCAAUAUGUUAGCGAUGAAAAUCAAAAGAAGGCGUUCUCCUUCAAAUGCCAUCGGGAAAAUGUUACGGAUAGAGGAAGAACAAAAAACAGACUUUACUCAUUGAAUCAAAUCUGCUUCCAUCCUGUGCAAGGGACGUUUGUCACUGCAGGUUCUGAAGGGAACUUGUCGUUCUGGGAUAAGGAUUCGAAACAUAGAUUGAAAUCGUACCAGUCUAUUGGCACGCCAAUAACGGCAGCCAACUUCAAUAAUAACGGUUCGAUAUUUGCCUAUGCUAUUGGUUAUGACUGGUCUAAAGGUUAUACUUACAGCAAACCGGAUAAUCCAGUGGGGAUCAAGAUUCAUGCAGUAAAGGACGAAGAGGUCAAGAGAAAGAGCUAA